AUGGACCAGCAAAGAUUCCUGCAGCAGCUGCAGAUCGUGCUUGAUCCAAAGAAAGGCAAUGUCAAGACUGCCACAAAGGUUCUACAAGAUGAAUAUUACAAGCGGCCAGAAGCGCUGUUGUUCCUGAUGCAAAUAAUCAUCUCUCAUGAUAGUCCAGACUUGAAGCAGCUUGCUGCUACACAGGCUCGACCUCUCGUCGCAAAGAUGUGGACUAAAAUUCCAGAUGAGCAGAGGAAGUCGGCACGAAGUCAGCUCUUCCAAGCGACAAUGACCGAGAAACAUUCUUUGACACGACAUUCCUCCUCAAGAUUAGUUAGUGCGAUUGCGAAAGUAGAUCUCGAAGAUGGCGAGUGGGCCGAACUACCAAACAUGCUGCAGCAGGCUGCGACGAGCUCGAAUGCGGACGAAAGAGCAGUCGGUGUAUAUUUGUUGUACAGUCUUUUAGAGACAAUGGGUGAAAACUUCAGCGACAGGUUCCAGGCUUUGUUCGAACUCUUCUCGACGACAAUCGAAGAUCCCGAGAGCCUCGACGUCCGAGUCAAUACCCUCCUUGCAAUUUCGAAAAUGGCCAUGGUGAUUGAUGCCGAAGAGGAUCAGGCUCCGGUCAAAGCCUUUCAAAAUUUGUUUCCUGCUAUGGUCAAAGUGCUGCAAGACACCAUCUCGAAUGGCAAAGAUGAACAGAUUAUGCUUUCCUUUGAGGUCUUCAACACCUUGCUUACUACAGAAUACCAGCUUCUCCAGAAACACUUUCAUGAUCUAGUCGAACUCAUGAACCAGAUCGGUACCGACAAGCAGUUCUCAGAUGAGACGAGAACACAAGCUAUCAGUUUUCUGAUACAGUGUGUUGUGUACCGAAGACUUAGAGUUCAGGGUAUGAAGAUGGGCGAGCCACUUACAAAGAGCAUGCUUGCUGUUGUUGCUGAGAUCGAGGACAUCAACGACGAUGACGACGUUACUCCAGGUCGCUCUGCUUUGGGUUUGAUCGAUACGAUGGCACAGAAUCUACCUGCCCAGCAAGUGAUUGCUCCACUUGUUGACCUACUUCCAAAAUAUGCAGCGAAUAGUGACCCUGCUUACCGCAGAGCAGCUAUCAUGGCUCUGGGCUAUUCCGUCGAGGGUGCCCCCGACUUCAUCAGUACUCAGCUUGCACGCGUAUUCCCUGUUCUGUACCAACUGCUUGAAGAUCAGGACGUUUCCGUUCGACAAGCGGCAUUACAGACUACUGCUCGUCUGGCUGAUGAUCUACCAACCGACGUAACAAAAGAACAUGAGAAGCUCAUGCCUCUGCUAGCUAAGAACCUGACCGCUGCUAUGCAGCAAUUCAAGGGUGAGGAGGAGGGCCCAGCCAUCGAUAUCAUGCGGUCCUCUGUCAGUGCCGUCGAUUCUGUGGUUGACGGCAUGGAGUCUCACGACGCAGUGCAAUACCUCGACAAGUUAGCACCACUCUUGCAGAGGUUGAUUCAGCAUCCCGAUUUCAAGAUCAAAGGCCUAGCUGCUGGUGCGCUCGGCUCCCUGGCCUCUACUGUUGAAGAGCCUUUCAAGCCUUAUCUGAGCGAGUCCAUGCAAGCAAUGCAGGGUUACAUUACAAAGAAGGAGAGCGAAGAUGAACUCGAUUUACGUGCCAGUUGUACCGACGCUAUGGGCGAGAUGGCUGUGGCUGUUGGUCCUGCAGACUUCAAGGAUUAUGUGCAACCCCUGAUGCAAGCCAGUGAAGAGGCUCUCAAGCUCGAGCACAGCAGACUGAAAGAGAGCACCUACAUUCUCUGGGGCUCGUUGGCCAAAGUGUACGAAGAGGACUUUGCACCUUUCCUUGGUGGAGUUGUCAACGGCCUCUUCGAAUGCAUUGACCAAGAGGAGGAGAGUAUGGAAGUUCAGCUCGGCGAUGAAGCCAAAGACUUGGUUGGCCAAGAGGUCACUAUUGCUGGUAGAAAAAUCAAGGUUGCAGAUGCGCUCGACGACGACGACGAUGAUGACGACGAUAUUGAGGACAUCGACCUUGACGACGAUGACAGUGACUGGAAUGACUUAACGACCGUUACACCACUUGCUCUCGAGAAAGAGAUUGCGAUCGAAGUCAUCGGCGAUGUCGUUGGUAACACCAAGGCUGCAUACAUUCCUUAUUUCGAGAAGACGAUUCAAAAGUUGCUGCCUCUGGUUGACCACUCGUACGAGAAUAUUCGGAAAGCCGCUUUCAGCACACUGCACCGAGCAUACGCUGCUCUGUACGAAGUACAAGAAGAAUCUGGAGCACAAGAAAAAUGGCAAGCAGGCCUGCCGCUCAAGGUCCAGCCCGUUCCUGAGCUUGAGAAGCUUGGUGACUUGGUUAUGACUGCCACAUUGACUACAUGGGCUGAUGAGGAAGACACUGCCGUUGUGUCCACGAUCGCUCAGUCCCUUGCCGAGAACCUCAAGAUGACAGGCCCCUUCUUAAUCGCCAACCAAGACCACCUACGCCAGGUCGUUCAGGUAGUCGGUACACUCAUCACUAAGAAGCAUACUUGUCAGGCAGACCUGGCAGAGGAAGAGCCGGACCUUGAAGACAUGGACAGCACUGAACUCGAAUGGCUCGUGAUCGACUCCGCAAUGGAUGUGAUCUCUGGACUUGCAGCUGCUCUAGGACCCAAUUUUAACGAACUGUGGAAGAUCUUCGAGAAGCCAGUCUUGCGUUACGCAUCUGGUGCAGAAAGUCUCGGACGAGCCUCUGCUUGUGGAGUGAUCUCGGAGAUCAUCGUCGGUAUGGGCGAAGCUAUCACACCAAUGACAUCUCAGCUCAUGACCAUCCUGCUAAAACGUAUGUCUGACGAAGAUGACCAGACCAAGUCGAACGCCGCCUACGCAGCUGGUCGUCUGGUGGAGAAGUCAUCCGAUACAGCAACUAUCUCCAAGUCAUACGGCACUAUCCUGAGCAAGCUCGAGAAUUUGCUCACCAUCUCCAACGCGCGCUGUAAGGACAAUGCAGCGGGUUGUGUCUCUCGGCUGAUCCUCAAGAACAAAUCCGCUGUACCUCUAUCCGAUGUCCUUCCAGCACUUGUCAACAUCCUACCACUCAAGGACGACUUCCAGGAAAACGAGCCAGUAUGGAAGAUGAUCAUCACCUUGUAUCGAGAGCAAGACAGCAACGUCCAGAAAUUAACUCCCAAGCUCGCUCCUAUCAUGUUGAGUGUUCUCGGUGAGCCGACCGAGCAACUCACGGACGAGGUUCGCAUUGAGCUGAAUCAGCUGGUUGACCAUUUGAGAAGUCAGGGCUAG
Messenger RNA from Lithohypha guttulata, 3249 nucleotides. RefSeq lists its product as uncharacterized. Gene Ontology annotation, molecular function: small GTPase binding; nuclear import signal receptor activity. The coding region runs from base 1 to 3249 and encodes 1082 amino acids. NCBI's taxonomy places the organism in Eukaryota, Fungi, Ascomycota, Eurotiomycetes, Chaetothyriales, Trichomeriaceae. Gene Ontology annotation, cellular component: cytoplasm; nucleus. Gene Ontology annotation, biological process: protein import into nucleus. The transcript has 2 exons. The record is from RefSeq and is a predicted model, not a curated record.